AUGGCGGAAGCUGUGGUAGAUGUGGAGCGUUUAAAGCUUGGUCCGACGAAGUUGUGGACGGGAUUGGUGUUGCAUCAUAAGGAUGUGUUUGUCUCGCAUGUGAUUCCGAAAUUGAAUAGGACAGAUCGGUGUUUCUUUUCACUGGUGAAUAGAGAGAGUUGGGAUGUGCUUCAGUAUGCCGGGGUAAACGUAUCGGAAUUAAGAUUGACUGUUGCCAAAUGUUCAUCGAUUUCGACGUUGGAAGUGGUGUGGAAUAACUUUCCCUGGGGAGAGAGAGAUAAAAGCGGAAGAGUGGCAGAUCAAGCCUUGUUUUGCUGGCAAGUUGCUACAACGAGCAAACUCGAGUUGCUCAAGUGGGCGAGAGAAGUGAAACAGUGCGAGUGGGAUGAAAGGACGAUUGUCGAGGCGGCAUGUUUUGGUAAUCUCGAGAUACUUAAGUACUGCUUCUCUAAUGGUUGCCCGUGUGAUGAAGAAAAGUCGUGUAAACAAGCUGCUGCUAGAGGACACCUCGACUGUGUUCGAUUUCUUUUCGACAAAGUGAAACCUUCGCGAGAUACGGAAGAAGAUGCGGCACAUCAGGCGGCAGGACAUGGUCGCAUAAACAUCUUGAAAUAUCUUAUUGAAGAAAGAAAGGUAUUUUAUGCAGUAAAACUCGACUGUGUGGCAACCGCUACAAGGUUUGGCAAACUCGAUUGCCUCAAAUACUUAGUCGAAGAGGCGAGAGUGCCUCUUGACAACUGUCGAUACGUCGCUUUCGCUCGGUAUUACGAGCAACCCGAGUGCGAAAACUACUUGCUCGAAAAAGGGUUCUCGGAACCAACGGACGAAGAAUACGCCGCAUUUGUCGAGGAAGAACCCCAUCACCAUCAGUAG
Bathycoccus prasinos is the source of this 873-nucleotide messenger RNA. RefSeq lists its product with no specific name. Gene Ontology annotation, molecular function: protein binding. The transcript has a single exon. NCBI's taxonomy places the organism in Eukaryota, Viridiplantae, Chlorophyta, Mamiellophyceae, Mamiellales, Bathycoccaceae. The coding region runs from base 1 to 873 and encodes 290 amino acids. The record is from RefSeq and is a predicted model, not a curated record.